Messenger RNA from Amborella trichopoda, 1411 nucleotides. RefSeq names its product RNA-binding (RRM/RBD/RNP motifs) family protein. Gene Ontology annotation, molecular function: RNA binding. Gene Ontology annotation, biological process: endonucleolytic cleavage in ITS1 to separate SSU-rRNA from 5.8S rRNA and LSU-rRNA from tricistronic rRNA transcript (SSU-rRNA, 5.8S rRNA, LSU-rRNA); small-subunit processome assembly; endonucleolytic cleavage to generate mature 5'-end of SSU-rRNA from (SSU-rRNA, 5.8S rRNA, LSU-rRNA). Gene Ontology annotation, cellular component: nucleolus. Lineage: Eukaryota; Viridiplantae; Streptophyta; Magnoliopsida; Amborellales; Amborellaceae. The record is from RefSeq and is a predicted model, not a curated record.
CAUUUCUCUCUCUCCGCAAACUCUCUCUUGCUCUCUCUUUACCCGCCCUCUCUUGCUCUCUCUUUACCCGCCUUCUCUAUUACAGGUAUUUAUCUAUAUCCGCCCUGCCUUUCUCUCUCUACCCGAAAUCUCAACCCAUUUCUCCCUGCUCAAACUCUCUUUCUCUCUCUACUGAAACCUAUUGAGUUUUUAGGGUUUUAAACACCACACUUUAAAGACAUCUUUGCUUCCUACCUCUCUCUUCCUCUCUCAUUAUUUCUCAUAAAACCAGAAGUAGAAGAAGAAAAUUGAGGGCCAAAGGGAAAAUUCGUGUACAUCUGCUGGGCCAAAGGGAAACUUAGGGUUGCCUUUAAAAGGUCCAUUGAAGUGUUUUGAGCAGAAGAAUGGCAGAGGAAGACGAAACUCUUAAUGAAAAUGGUUUGUCUACUGAUGCGAGUGAGCUGAAUACAAAUGUGGAAGAUGAUGAAGAAAAGAUUGCGAAGGAGAAAAGGAAGAAGCGUUUACUGAAGGAAAAAGAGGCUUCAGGCAAGCGUGGUGUGUGUUAUUUGAGUCGUGUUCCUCCUCAUAUGGAUCAUGUAAAACUUCGUCAUAUUCUUUCACAGUAUGGAGAAAUUCUGCGCAUAUAUCUUGCACCAGAAGAUCCCACAGCUAAAGUUCAUCGCAAGCGAAUUGGUGGAAAUCGAGGUCAUGAAUAUUCUGAAGGGUGGGUCGAGUUUGCUAAAAAAAGUGUUGCAAAGAGGGUUGCCAAUAUGCUCAAUGGGGAACAAAUAGGUGGGAAGAGGAGGUCUUCGUUUUAUUAUGAUCUUUGGAACAUCAAGUAUCUUAGAAAAUUUAAGUGGGACAACCUUACGGAGGAAAUUGCAUACAAAAAUGCUGUACGGGAGCAAAAGCUAGGCCUCGAAAUAUCUGCAGCCAAAAGAGAACGUGAUUUUUACCUCUCAAAAGUUGACCAAUCUCGUGCUCUUGCUUCCAUUAGAGAACGUGAAAAGAAGAAGAAGAAGGUUGCAGAACAAGAUUCAGAUUGCAAGGGGGGUGGUGAAGUUGAGAACCAAGAAGAGGUCAAGGUGGUGCGGAGGUUUCCACAGACGCGCCCAAUUGCUGAUAAUACCAAUCGCAAGGAGCCGAGGCUCUCGAAGGAGGUUUUGGCUGGGGUUUUUGGAGGGCCCUCUGUUUGAUGAGUUGCUCUCAUGGAGAUGUAGGCAGCUGCCAUUUAUGGGGAUUCCAUUCUUUUAUUUUUCAUUUCUUUUCUUGUUCUGAAUAUAAUGGAGAAUCGUCUCUCUCUCUCUCUUUCUAGAUUGUUUGAUGUGAACCAUAGAGGUCAAUGGGAAAUGCCAAUUUUGUAUUGCAGAGGCCCAUGGGAAAAGCCAAUUUUGUACUAUAGAGGCCAAUGGGAAAUUCCAAUUUUGUAUUA